This is a messenger RNA of Gregarina niphandrodes, 4062 nucleotides long. RefSeq lists its product as hypothetical. The coding region runs from base 1 to 4062 and encodes 1353 amino acids. The transcript has 2 exons. Lineage: Eukaryota; Apicomplexa; Conoidasida; Eugregarinorida; Gregarinidae. The record is from RefSeq and is a predicted model, not a curated record.
AUGCCCAUCUCGCGGGUGAAGCCGGAAACUAUCGCGCUGGAUCCGCGUGACAUCGAGGUCGACCACAUGGACGAAGACCUCUCCGUGGACAUCCGGCCCGUUAAGGCCACGCCUCGAGUCAUUCCGCAACCCCAGGAGCAGACUUUCAGCUUCCACGUCCAGGCCCCUGGGCGGGGAAAAGAUGUGGCCGCCUUCCUACAGGCGCCGCCGCUCCCCGUCGAAGACCUCCUCGCCACCCCCGCCUCCCCGGUUCAAGGCCCACUCCUGCCCGUUCGGAGCGCCCUCUCUGCUCAGAGCGUCCUCCCCGCUCAGGGCGCCCUCCCGCUAGCGACCGAAUCAAAUAUAAACAGCUUGAUGGCCGUCGAGACGAGCGCCGCCACGGGGCAGAGGGAAGGCAGAGGGGAGGCAGUGGACCCAUUAACCGAUGCCGCCGAGACCCAUUUCGCAAAGACCGAUGGCACUGCCACCGGAGCUACCUCGGACCCGAGACCGGUUCAGACCAGACCAUCGAACAACCCGCCUGCGGAGAUGGUGACCGGUCAGUUGCUCGGCCCGCAGAAGGACACCGAAAUGGAAGAGCCCCCCUGGAGCCAGACGCAAGGCACGGUGGCUAUUGCGCACGACACGGUGGAAAUUCAGGACCCGAGAAUUAAUAAAGUUAGUUCGAUGACUGGGCCGACGAGCAACCUCGCGCCAGAGGAAGGACCCGGUGGAGGGGGGUCAGGAGACGACAAAGCAGACCAGGUUGCGACCUUGCACCCGCCGAACGAGCCACUUGAGCCGACGCAAGUGGUAGAACCAACGCAGGUGGUAGAACCAACGCAGGUGAUAGAACCAACGCAGGUGAUAGAACCAACACAAGAGGUCGAAACGUGCCAAGCAACGGAAGUUGUGGACGCGGCGCAGGUCGUUGAGGUGACUCUAGAGGUGGAGCCAACGCAAGUUGUGGAGGCAAGUGAAGGGGUGGAGCCAACGCGAGUAGUGGACCCAACACAAGCGAUGGAGCCAACACAAGCGAUGGAGCCAGCCUCGCUAUUGCAGGCUGAACCUGCAGUCGAGCAUAGAAACCUUUCCCGGAACGAGGGUAUACAUGUUCGGGAAGUCGACCAGGUGCCGCGAGAGGCCGAGCGGGUGGAGCCAGCUAUCCUGCUACAAGAUGACUCCGGAAUUAGUCCUGUUGAAAUUCUGGCCUCGCCAAAAAAUAAAGUUCGUACACAACUCGUGUCGGCACAGUUCAUGUCCGUGUCACUAACAAGCAAGGAUGCGAUAGAGAACGCCUCGGGCGAACAAGACUCUCCAGUGCCGCCCGAGGAGCCGCCAACUCGCGACGACGUUGCGAUGGAUGUGGAACCGGUGGGUGGCGUGGAUGCUGCGAAGCCAGUGCGCGAUGACGACCAAAGCCACGACGCCGCAUCGGAGGCUGCAGCUGACUCCACGCCAGUCUCGGAGGCGCCGAUCGACACCCCGGCAAGGUUCAGAAACCAAGACCUUGCAGGAAAAGAUGAGCAGAUGCCCAGUCGAAUCGAAGAGGGAAUUAAAGAAGACGAUGCUGAACAGGAAGGCGAUGCUGAGAACGAGGAGACUGGAUCGGAGAGGCGAGGAAAGCAGGUGACUGGACCUGCCGAUGCGACCUCCGGCAAGGAAGACCCUGAGGAGGCAGCCGACGCCGUGGACAAAGUCGAAGCCCAAAUCAGCUCCCGCGGAGAAAAAGUCGAUGCCGAGACGAAAGUGGACAAGCAGGAGGCUGGCGGGUCUGAGCGGCCCGGUCCGGACCCGGAAGGAGGCGUCCUGAAGGAGGCCGGGAUCACGACGCAGGACGGGACUAAGGGACAUGUACAAGAAGAGAUCGACACCGGUGUUAAGAGGAAGUCGUCGGAGCAGAGUGGCUCGUCAGAGAGUGCGGGUCCUGAGACCAAGGCGGGAUCGAAGAAGCGGCCGAAGAAGGGGCCGAAGAGGGGGUCGAAGGAGAGGUUGAAGGAGGGGUCGAAGGAGGGGUCGGAGACAAAGGAGGGGUCGGACGACGCUUCCAAGGACGAAGGUGCCACGGCCGCGGCUGCCAAGGAAGAAGGCUCCAAGGAUGAAGUUUCCAAGGGAGAAAUUUCCAAGGACGCUGCGUCCAAGGAGACCCAGUUGAAGGAGAAGGAAUUGAAGGAGAAGGAAUUGAAGGAGGCGGAGGUUGAGGCGGAGCUGAAAGAGGCGGAGGUGAAGGAGGCGGACGCUGAGGCGGCACUGAAGGAGGCGGAGGCUGAGGCGGAGUCGAAGGAGGUGGGUUCGAAAGAGGAGGUGUCGGAGAGUACGAAGCGUGCGUCGAGUACGGAAGAGGAGCGUGGGUCGAAAGUCGCGGCGAAGGAGGGAUCCGAGUCGAGUUCGGAGCCGCGGUCACGCGGGAAGAGUCGGUUGCGACGGGGGGUGCGAAAGAGGAGUGCAGAAGAGGGGUCUCGGCGUGAGGCGAAGCGGUUGCGGAAGACUUCGCAACGGCGGGAGGUUGAGCGGCGUUCGCGGGUGGGUGCAGAAUGGGAAGCGGCAUUUGACGAGUUGUAUACAUUACAAAGCUGGGAGAAUAGUCGUAGGUGGGCGCAGCGGAGUGUUAGGACGGUGGCACAGGUCUGGAUGUCGGUUCCGGUGGCUGCUCCAACGCGGUAUGUAGGUGAAUUGGUAUGUUUGGCGCACGCCCAAGGAGUGUUGCCUUGGCGCAUUUUAGCUCCUAGUUUAACUAGUAUGCCGGCAGGAACUGAACGAGAGGCCUUUUUGGCACCCCCCAAGAGUCGGACCCAGCCGUUUGGUGCAGGGGUCCCUUUUGGUCUAGAGGUCCUAAUGAAUAUCCGGAACGAACAUGAGCACCACUGCUUCCUGCCUCUCGACCUCGUAGCACACUGUAUGGUCAAGGUGCUGCGGCAACUGGUGAUCAGCACACGAGCCGUGACCCCGCUGCUCGGCGGCAACUCGCUUGACUUCGCCACCUUCUGUCCCACACUUUCCACACAACUCGCUCUACUUGGUCUAGACAAGUCACCCGAAGUCGUACUCAGGGCCUGCGUGCCGGAAGUGUGGAAAAAGAUGAAGAAACUUUGUCUACCCAAAACUGACAACUCAACACGGUCCACCUCACUCAGGUCCACCACUCUACGAUCUACUACUCUACGCUCAUCCAGGCGACAGGGUGGCGGAGCGGCUACCGCUCCGGCCGAGCAGUUCUCAUACGAAGAAGUCCAGGAGUUUAUUCAGCUCCUCGACCAGUACGAGGCCGGACUAGCCGAACUGCGGGAAAAAAUCAAGGGCUGCAUCAGUCGAGAAACCGUCACGGAAAAAAAAGUCGCUCCCGUCAAAGCUCCGCGAGACUUCAAACGAGGAGAUGUCAUUUAUGCUGACGUGGAAGCUACUCUUCUUCUAGCAUACUCUGCAGCUCUGCGGAUCGAGUGCUACAAAUAUUAUGGAGUCAUCCCUGGCAUGGUCGAAUACGACUUUGAUUCGGAGCUAGAAAAAAUUAAUCCCAAGGAAGAAGACUUAGACAAAGUCCUUAUCGAAAAGGCGGAGUCUCUCAAAGUUGGAACCGCGUGGAGGGACAUCAAACGAGAAAACCAGCGCGUUCUAGACACCCGGAUACAAGUCUUCUUUGACUUCACUCUAACCCAUCAUGAACAAGACUGGCUGAUGGCCGCCGACCCACUUGAAUACGAAGCGCCAAGUAAAAAAUCGUCUUCUAAGAUCGCGCGAACCAUCCGCAAAAACGAAGAUAUCAUCCGCUUAAUCAACCGGGCCAUCAGCCAACACGACGAGGCGGACAGCCAACACGAUGAAGCCAACAAGAAGAAACCUAUCCCUAACAUAGCAAUGGAUCUUAAACUUCAAUCACUCCUCAAACUCCUUUUGAACGACGACGAUUCUUUCAAAGACAGUCCGCGAACAAAAUCGGACAAGCCCUGGAUUGACUGGUCUUCCGCGCGGAGGAAGAGGCAGUGCCUGCAAUUUGUAGCAUCAAAAGAUAUUAAACAAGGUGAUAUUUUGAGUUUGGAUAAUCCCUCCAAGAUUAAACCGGUUGACUUGGAGUACUUCCAAGAGUGA